GGACGUACUGUGGCAUCAUCGAUGAAGAUACAGGGGAAGUAUGCACCUGGCGGAACAUUGACCCCGGGAGUGUGUCUACCCACCGCUUGGAGGGCCACCCCAGCCGGCAGCGGCCAACCCGGGAGGAGAUUAAGGCACUACAAAAGUCUCGCAUGUCUUCCAAGAAGCUCAGGCCCAAGAAAACCCUGGCGUGCCUGGAGGACGGAGAAAUCUGGAUUGAACCCUGGGACGGCUCUAUGGACGACGGCUGGGGCCUUUCCGGCAGAGGCGACGGCAACAUCGCAGUAUUCGGCCGCGCUGAAGACGUCGACGACUUGCUGGCCUCCGAAGCGCAAAUGAUAGAAGAUCCUGUGCUUCCGCUGGUGGCACAGCAGUUGACUGUUGCAAUGCCGCGGCAUGAAGAGGAGUACGAGGAUGACGAGGAAGUGGAUAAACUCGCAAAUGAUAGCGAGCUCUACUUCACCGACCUCACGAACGUCAAAACCAACCAUUGUGUCCCAACUCCUCUUGUCGGCCCAUCUAGAGCCGGUCCCUAUCAUCCGGCCGAGCCCUCGAUGUCCUUCUCGUCAAGCUCUGAUCGUAUGCAGAGUUCGCUACCUACGGCGGUAAAGCUUUGCAAACUCCCUAUUCCGAUACUCCAGUCGCCAGAAGAGAUGCAACGUCUCGGACGCUUCAAAUCUGUCCCAUCUCGCUUGAUGCCUCCGCCACCGCUUCCUAUAGACCCGCCACAUGCUGCAGCAACGACGCCUUUGGGCUGGCGGCGGCUCGAUACAGAUCAGCCCAGUAGCAACAGAAUAGCAGCAGCACAUACGGCGCCACCACCAGUUACAUCUCCUUACUCACUUCGUUCACCUGCCGACUGGGAUCACCACUCUCCGUGGGACUCUUCUCCGCGCGAGUACUACACUGGCAAGCAUUGGCGCUCUAACUCGUCAACCUCGAUGACGUCUCCGCCACAAUCCCGCCUAGGCUCCUCAUACGAGGUACCGCCAACGGGAGAACAGCACAUGCGCCGCUACGAUCAAGACGUCAAUUCAUCCAUGCUAUCGCCAUUUGCGGGUCGCUACUCAAAUUUUUGCCAUGCCGAUGCAGCGACAUACCGGCCCUGGACACGCCAAGAUUAUGUGAGCCCCUCGCCUCCGCCACCACCUGUAAAAAUGCCUUUUGAGGCUUCUUCGUACCCUGAUAUCCCUCACCACGUGGACCCGGCACACAAGAACAUCUCGCAAUCGCCACCAUCACAACGCCCACCAUACGAUUACACAUGCUACCCUUCGUCGACUGGCAAUAUCAUUCCGCUGUAUAUGUACCCCUCGCCUUCGGCGAAGGCUCCGUUGCCGGCUAGGCUACAUCGUACGGCACCCAUUGGACCUCUCUGCGAACCGCGAGAACCCGCCAACGAAGGUCACGACCGAACACGGGAAUCUUUAGUGCUCCCUAGCUCUUCCCGACAGCCUUACCACUCGCAUCCGCCGGCAUCUUCGGUAUCGACGCCGGUCCACCUACAUGUACAGACGGCGCCGUGGGGAGACCGGAUACUAGAGGGCUCUGCUGAACGUGCAAGUCCGAUGUGUACUCGGACGGAACGUCGCCUGAGUUCGGACGAAGUUAUUGGACUGGACAGCCUCCUGUCUAUCGGGAAUUCGCGUGUCCAUACCUCUUCUCAGACAAUCUCAGCACUGGGGCGUUCAGGUCAAGCGGCAACUGAACGCAGCACGCAGUCUGGCAAGUGGCCGGGCAACUCUCGCUUCGAUUCGGACAGGAUGUCGAAGCAUCGCCGAUGACGCAUCAUUGCUGUCUGCGCAACACAACUGGCUUACUCUCUCUCUCCCCCUUUACUUCUCUCUCAGUCUCCAAUUUCAGGAGUUGUGCCAAUGAAUGACAUAAUUGCGACCAGUACUCUACCCUGGCUCUUGCUCAGCAUGCGUAUCGCCAGUUUGCACUCUUGUAAUACACCUCUAUGCAAAUUCGAUUUCUUCGUAAGAUAAUUCGAUUUGUAAUAUUUGCAGAAUGUGAGUUACCUCUCA
Molecule: messenger RNA, 2027 nt
Organism: Phanerochaete carnosa HHB-10118-sp
Lineage: Eukaryota; Fungi; Basidiomycota; Agaricomycetes; Polyporales; Phanerochaetaceae
Exons: 1
Coding region: 153-1784 (543 amino acids)
Source: RefSeq, a predicted model, not a curated record